GCAGGCGCCGCUCGGUAUCGGCGCGCCGGCGCUCGGCACAUCGAUUGCUGCGGGAGCAGCUGGGCUGCCUGCGCCGCGUCCCUGCGGAGCGGAGCGGGACGGGCCGGCCGCCAUCUCGGCGGGAGGAGGCAAGUCAGCAGCUGCCCCGGAGGAUGGACAUCAGGCCGAACCACACCAUCUACAUCAACAACAUCAAUGACAAGAUUAAGAAAGAAGAACUGAAGAGGUCCUUGUAUGCGUUAUUCUCACAGUUUGGUCAUGUGGUCGACAUUGUGGCUUUAAAGACUAUGAAGAUGAGAGGACAAGCUUUUGUUAUAUUUAAAGAACUUGGAUCGUCUACCAAUGCUCUGAGACAACUACAAGGCUUUCCAUUCUAUGGGAAACCAAUGCGUAUUCAGUAUGCAAAAACGGACUCUGACAUCAUCUCUAAAAUGCGUGGUACUUUUGCUGAUAAGGAAAAAAGGAAGGAAAAGAAGAAAGCCAAAUCUCUGGAGCAGUCAGCAAAUGCGGCAAAUAAAAAGAUUAUCCAGGGAGCAACACAAAAUUCAGCCAGUGCCCCAGGGACUGCAGCACAGAAUCAGCAGGUGCCUGAUAACCCACCAAACUAUAUCCUUUUCCUUAAUAACUUGCCUGAGGAAACAAAUGAGAUGAUGCUGUCCAUGUUAUUCAAUCAGUUUCCUGGAUUCAAAGAAGUACGCUUAGUGCCUGGGCGUCAUGACAUUGCAUUUGUGGAGUUUGAAAAUGAGAAUCAAGCAGGAGCUGCUCGAGAUGCUCUCCAGGGAUUCAAGAUUACUCCAUCUCAUGCCAUGAAAAUCACUUACGCGAAGAAAUAACCGGGUGCUCCUAUAAGGGACUUCUGUGGAUAGUUGGUUUUUUAAUAUGAUGAUACUUUGAUCAACUAGCCUGUUUGCUGUUUUCUGCAGAAAACUUAAGACUUGUGUAAAAUUCCCACAGCGGCCAGGACAGAUGUAGGAUUUCUGUGGAUCACCUGGAUAGUAAAUGUUACUGUUGAAAUACUAACUUUUUUAUAAAAUAAAUUCAGUUUAUACUGUUUUCAGGC
This is a messenger RNA of Grus americana (Whooping crane), 1060 nucleotides long. It is a transcript of the gene SNRPB2, whose product is annotated as small nuclear ribonucleoprotein polypeptide B2. NCBI's taxonomy places the organism in Eukaryota, Metazoa, Chordata, Aves, Gruiformes, Gruidae. Gene Ontology annotation, biological process: mRNA splicing, via spliceosome. The record is from RefSeq and is a predicted model, not a curated record. Bases 153 to 833 code for a protein of 226 amino acids. Gene Ontology annotation, molecular function: U1 snRNA binding. Gene Ontology annotation, cellular component: U1 snRNP. The transcript has 7 exons.